AUGUCGACCACAAAGACACUGGGCGUCGGAAUCACCGUCGCCAUCCCUCUCAUUUCAUCCUCCUUGACCGUCUUCUACGCGCUCCUCGAGCCCACCAUCUUCUACCCCUUCAUCAAAGAGUCUAAAGACGACCUCGCCGCAAGCAGCAAGGCGGUCCGCCUGUUCUGGACCAAUUGGUUACCUCUGGGGCUAGCCGGAAUCUUUUCCGUCACCUUGCCCUCCAUCGUCGGGGGUAUUUACGCUGCUCGAUACUUCCCUGAAGGCAGUCCGAAACGCUCCCUCUCUCUAGCCGGUGCAGCAUUCACUCUAGGCCAUUUCGCAUUCGUAUACCCUAUCAGCCAGAAGAUCAAAUGGGCUUGCGACGAAGAGGUGGAAAAGAAAGGCCAGACUAUCGAAUAUGUCAAGCAAUGGCUCAAAAUCCAUUUCUGGAGGACGAUAUCAACAGACGUCCCUGCGUUAGUCUGCUUUGCCCUCGUUGCCUUUGGUAAUUAG
Messenger RNA from Capronia epimyces CBS 606.96, 492 nucleotides. RefSeq lists its product as uncharacterized. The coding region runs from base 1 to 492 and encodes 163 amino acids. NCBI's taxonomy places the organism in Eukaryota, Fungi, Ascomycota, Eurotiomycetes, Chaetothyriales, Herpotrichiellaceae. The transcript has a single exon. The record is from RefSeq and is a predicted model, not a curated record.